Messenger RNA from Filobasidium floriforme, 1093 nucleotides. RefSeq names its product JAB1/Mov34/MPN/PAD-1 ubiquitin protease-domain-containing protein. The coding region runs from base 56 to 1003 and encodes 315 amino acids. The transcript has 4 exons. Gene Ontology annotation, biological process: translational initiation. Gene Ontology annotation, cellular component: eukaryotic translation initiation factor 3 complex, eIF3m. The record is from RefSeq and is a predicted model, not a curated record. NCBI's taxonomy places the organism in Eukaryota, Fungi, Basidiomycota, Tremellomycetes, Filobasidiales, Filobasidiaceae. Gene Ontology annotation, molecular function: translation initiation factor binding; metallopeptidase activity; translation initiation factor activity.
CAUCAGAUCAAUCCAUUAGAUAUAACACCCCAAAAGAAAAGCCAAGUUAGAUAUCAUGGCUCUCAACGCUGCCUCAUCGGCGCUCCACCUCAACCUCCCCAGCACGUCGGGGCGAACCCCCUCCCUCGUCACCGUUCAUCCCUCGGUUCUCGCUCAGAUCUUGGAUCACCAAUCCCGUAAACCCGCUGAACAACCACGAGUGAUCGGAACCCUGCUCGGCGUCCGAUCGUCCGAGACGGGAUCCACCGGGUCGAGCAGCGAGAUCGAGAUCAGGAACUGUUUCGCCUUGCCUCAUGUCGAGACUGACAAGGAGGUCGCUGUGGAUAUGGAGUACCACAGGAGCAUGAUGAACUUGCUUGGAAGCGGUCGGGAGGUCUUGGUCGGAUGGUACUCAUCCUCGCCAGACAUUACCCCUUACUCCGCCCUCAUCCAAAACUUCUUUGACGGCGAGACCGGCUCCUCUACCCCUGCCGUCCACCUGACGUUUGACACCAACCUCUCGCAAGAGAACGUCGACUCGAGCUUGUCCGUCAAGGCCUAUGUCGCCAGGGAAGUCGGAUCGGCACCCAAGCCGGAGAACGCCGUCUUCCUGCCCAUCCCUUGCAGCGUCAAGUACCAGUUGACCGAAAAGGCCGGUCUCGACCUCCUCACCCCCAACCUCGCCUCUGCCGACUCUCAAUCCGCCCAGACCUCGCAACCUCCCCUCCAAACCCUCUCGCAGAGCAUCGCCGCUCUCACUCAAAACCUCACCCAGAUCCAAUCUUACGUACGAGAGGUCACCUCGGGUUCCCGUCAAGCCGACCCCGAAGUCGGGAGGUACCUGCUCGAAGCCGUCGGAAGGUGGAAGUCGGAGAACGGGGGUGCCGCCGCGGGUGACGACGAAGAUGGUGCGGCCGAGGAGGGCGUCAAGAAGGGUCUGCAGGAUACCCUGAGCGUGAGCUAUUUGAGCGCGUUGAUCAGGACCCAGGCAGAGUUGAGCGCCAGGUUGAAUUUGUUGGCGUGAGCGGGUCGAUUCGUAUCGGGUUUUGUAUCAUGAGCGUAAACGUCUUUGCGCGUUUUUUUCACGAUGGUAUGGAUAGACAUAAAAUGACGA